AUGGCGCCCGAGUCCCCGAGCCAGGAAAGCGCGGGAAGCCCACUUCAGGACAGCGCGCAGGAUGACACCCUGGCACAGAUCAGGCAAGAACUGGCCAUGAUAUCCGAACAUAUGCUCACCAAAGCUAACACUGGAGGCCUCCUGCAGGAGUUCUGGGCGGCCAUCAAGGAGGAGAUCUCGACCCUGCAUGCUGACCUGUCGGCGGUGGAGGUGAGAGUGGAGUCAAUUGAAACAGAGGCUCAGGCUAGCUGCAUGCCACACCAAGCAGCAGAACUUGCAACUACCCAACAGGGGAACUUGCUGCUCUCCCUAUGGCACCAGGUAGAGGAUCUGGAGAACCAAAAUCAUCGCCAAAAUAUCCGGAUCCGGGGCCUACUGGAACCCGACAUGGCCCCUCUGACUGAGACACUCAGGGCUCUCUUCCAGCAGAUCCUGGGCUGGGAGUGCCCUGAAGAGAUCCAGUUCGACCAGAUACAUUGGGAACUGGAACCGCAGCAGCCAGAUGGUAUGCCUCGUGACAUCCUGUGCUUCCCGCACGCAUACACCAUGAAAGAACGACUGAUGGCGGCUGCACGAGGCUCGGCAAGCAUCACGUUCCAAGGAGUCAAGGUAGCCCUAUACCAGAAUCUGUCGGGCCUAGACGGGCUCUCUGGCCCUUGA
Messenger RNA from Pelobates cultripes (western spadefoot toad), 660 nucleotides. NCBI's taxonomy places the organism in Eukaryota, Metazoa, Chordata, Amphibia, Anura, Pelobatidae. The record is from the annotation of a GenBank genome assembly.